AUGAUCUGCUCUACUUCGAACUUGUUACGAACUCUGCCGCAAGAUUACGCGAAGUGGGAACAGGAACAGAGGGAUGGCAGGCCUCUCACUAUAGGGUGUGAAUAUCAAGAGUCAUAUCGAAUCCACGACUUUCCAGAACUUGACCGGUGUGUCUCGGAAGGCCAAUGCCACCUAUGCGCUCUAAUCUGGUCCGAGUUACAUGCCGAAGUUGGGUAUGAGCCGCUGGAGGAACUACGGCGUCUUGAGCAUGAGGGAGUGGCAUUGACCGGCGUCCUGAAAGGCGGCGAAAGUCGAAUACAGCAAUGCAGCUCCUUAUGUCUUCUGUGGAAAGAGCCACACAUCGCACCGAUCCAACAGGAGUUUGAUGCGCAACUAGCCUUGUCUACCGAAUCCGACGCCACCAUCUCUCUCGCGGCGAAAUGGGUUCGUGAUUGCAUUGUUCAGGAUACGGCCUGCGCCAGUGAGAGAGAAAGCGCCGUAUGGGAUAAAGUGCUGCCUGCAAGACUCAUCAACAUCAACGGCGAGGAUCUAAGUUUGCAAUCAGCUCGUAUCGUGGAUACGAAUAACUUGCCCUUGAAUGCUCCCUACCUAACGCUCAGCCACUCCUGGGGGGAUGGCAGGUUCCUGAAACUCCUGUCGACAAAUAUGGAGCAGCUCUAUUCCUCAAUCCCAGUCGACGACUUAAGUAAGACACACAGGGAUGCUCUGUCGAUAACUCGCAGACUGGGGUACCAGUAUCUGUGGAUUGACUCGCUGUGUAUCAUUCAAGACUCCAGUGAUGACUGGAGAUCACAAUCCGCCCAAAUGGCCUCAAUCUACGGUAACUCGACCUGUAACAUCGCAGCAGAGAAUGCGUCGGGACAAGGUGGAUGUUUCAUCCGCCGGAAUCCCUUGAUGCAACGACCCUGUCAAUUGACUCACAGCAGCGACGUGGAUCCAGCAGAAGGAGUCUACGCCCAUCGCUAUCACACUGCUAAUUGGUCUGCAUUCCCAGAGUAUUAUUAUUCCCCCUUAUCCCUCUUAACCCGCGCAUGGGUCCAACAGGAACGCGUCUUAUCUCCUCGGGUUCUGUACUUUGGUGGUCCUGAGAUACAUUGGGAGUGCUGUUCGUUCCAGGCUGCCGAGGCGUGGCCGCACGGGUCUCCUAACGAGGACUACGGCUUCGAUGAGGUCUAUCCACUCAAAGCGGCAUUCGAGUCCCUUAUUACGCCAUUUACGGAUUGGGAUCGGGAUGACCUCAACAGGUUUGUCUACGAGCUGUGGCAUAACGGGGUGUUCCGAGAGUAUACCGCGGCCGACCUUACGUUUGAGAAGGAUAGACUGGUGGCCCUCUCCAGCAUUGCUGAGGUCAUCCAGCGGCGCACGGGCAUGACCUACAUCGCGGGGCUGUGGAAGGAAUUCCUCCCUAUGGAUCUCAUGUGGCGGAACAUGGACGCCCCAGUGCCAGGACAGAGACAUCUUGAACCCAUGCCUUGGAGAGCACCCACAUGGUCGUGGGCGUCGGUCAAGGGGCGGAAAAGGUAUGAUCUCUUCGCGCUGCAAAAACCAGAGGAAAACAAUGUGCUGUAUUGCUCUCGUGUCCUUGAAUGUGUUGUAGAGCCCUUGGACAUCGAACAGCCUAUACUAGGGGAGGCUUCAGGUGGCACAAUAACCCUGACAGGUUUCCUUGUGCCACUGGCCAGACGAAACAAACCAGAAGCACUAGAACCCGGUGGACUGGGAAGCCUGGAGAAAUCAAAGGAUUUCGAUCUGGACAUCGAUAUCCCCUCCGCAUCAACGAAGCUGUUCUACUUCUGUCUCAUGAGGACCCGGGAUAACGAGACCACACAUACGAAUAAAGGGCUCGUCUUAGCCCAAGCGGUGGCAGAGCCGGAAAAAGAGCCAGAGGAGGAUAAAGAUGACACCAAAUAUGCUGGCAGGUACAUCCGAGUUGGUAUCUUUGUCAAGUCGUACAAGAUUGAAACGGGCUGCAUCUUUGACGGAGUUGAGGAGUCCUCGGUAAGUGUAUGCUGA
Messenger RNA from Cladophialophora psammophila CBS 110553, 2013 nucleotides. RefSeq lists its product as uncharacterized. The transcript has 3 exons. NCBI's taxonomy places the organism in Eukaryota, Fungi, Ascomycota, Eurotiomycetes, Chaetothyriales, Herpotrichiellaceae. The record is from RefSeq and is a predicted model, not a curated record. Bases 1 to 2013 code for a protein of 670 amino acids.